Molecule: messenger RNA, 1506 nt
Organism: Malania oleifera
Lineage: Eukaryota; Viridiplantae; Streptophyta; Magnoliopsida; Santalales; Ximeniaceae
Product: dof zinc finger protein DOF1.5
Exons: 2
Coding region: 543-1040 (165 amino acids)
Biological process (GO): regulation of DNA-templated transcription
Molecular function (GO): DNA-binding transcription factor activity; DNA binding
Source: RefSeq, a predicted model, not a curated record
GGUGCCAAAAUCUCCCCUCUCCCUAUAUAUACCAACCCCUCCACCUCUUCUCCCCUUCAACCCUCACCAUUUCAAGUCUCUCUCUGUCUCCCUCUCUCUCUCUCCCUCCUCUUCCUGCCUAAAACCCUAUUUAAUUUCUCUCUCCUCCUCCUCCUGUCUAAAUCCUAUUUUCUCCGUCUUAGACGAUGCCCACCUCUGUUUCUCUCUUUUGGAAAAUACCCAUCUCCUUUUUUCUGUCUAGAACUCAAUUUUCUGUCGUUUAGACACUACCCACUUCUUCUGUCUAAAACCCUAAUUCUCUGUUUCACAAAAUACCCCUCUCCUCUCUUCUUCCUUUUCCUUAAACCCUGUUUCCUCUGUUUUAGACACUACCCAUCUCCUCUUCUUCUGUUCAAAACCCUAUUUUCUCCGAUUCAGGAAAUACCCAUCUCUUAUUCCCUCUUUUAGACAAUACCCAUCUCUUCUUUCUGUCUAAAAUUCAACUUUCUGGCUUUUGGGCGGUGCCCCUUUUUCUUUCUAAGAAAGCUCUGUUUUCGUGGGUGAUGGCCGGCAUCCACGGCGGCGACGACGCCCCGGGAAUUAAGCUUUUCGGGACGACGAUCGCGUUACAAGGAAGACAACAAGUGAAGGUGGAGGAGCCAAACAAGGCGGAUCAAACGGCGGACAAGAGGCCGGACAAGAUCAUCCCCUGCCCCAGAUGCAAAAGCAUGGAGACUAAAUUCUGUUACUUCAACAAUUACAAUGUUAACCAGCCAAGGCAUUUCUGCAAGGGCUGCCAGAGGUACUGGACGGCCGGCGGCGCCCUCCGGAACGUACCCGUGGGAGCCGGCCGCCGGAAAGCGAAGCCUCCCUACCGCGGCUUUGCCGGUUUCCCAGAAGGCGGUUGCUUUUUUGAUGCCUCUGCUGGGGUGCAGCACCAGUUUGACUUGGACGAUAUUGGGGUGGUGCAGGAGUGGCACGUCGCCGCAGACGGCGGUUACCGGCAUGUUUUCCCGAUGAAGAGACGGAGGACCAACUCAGAGCUGUUUGAAGAUCAAUGAUCCCUCGUAUCUGGAGCCGCUGAGAGUUGAAGAUGGGAGUCCCAGACCCACUGCAAUCUCUGAUCGGAGGGCUCUGAUCAACAGUUGUAACGAAUUCGAAUUUUUGGGCUGUAGAGAAUCCAACUUGAAAACGUCUAGCAGACGGAUCAACCUUGCGUUUGUGGCCAAGUGUACGGUGGAGGAUGACCGAGGAACGACAAAACCAGGGUAAAGCUUCAAUAUACGCCAAGGUCCAAGAGUCCUUCAACUUUAAUUGAAUUGCACUUUUGUAACAAUUCGAUUCUAGGGAGAUCUCCGACCAAGGACUUGUGAAAAAAAAACACAAUUGGAAUUUCACAGAAUGAAAAGCAAUUCAGUAAAAUUUGGAGGACCUCUGGUGUAAUUACCCUUAAAAUGUAAAAUGCUAUGCUGUAACAGAUGCCUAAAAUUCUUACAUGGUGCAAAAGUACAGACAACUCCUUGCUUA